AUGCCCUCAUGGUCGUGCCCCCCCUCGGCUGGCGCCCCAGUCCUGCUGCGCCUAGUAGACCUUGAGGACGGUGCCCCAUUAAAAGCUUCGACACCAGGAUCGGAUGAUAAGAAGGAGAACAAUGAGCAACGAGAAGCUUGCGAAGAGAAACCGUCAAUCCAGGUGUUACAUGAUGGUAUUACUUCGUUAGUGAUAUCCUGUCAUAUUAAGUCCAGAAGAAAACCUGUCAAUCUAGUUGGUACACAACAGUAUAAGCUUCUUAGUGAUAUAGCUAGUUCAAUAAAGAUGAAAAAGCGUCAAACUAGCUUUGGAAUGAUGAUAAAUGCUAAGCCUGUGAUGCGACUUGCAUCUGCGGAUCCCAAAUCUAUUCUUACUCAGAAAUUCUUAUGUACAGAUUCCAAGUUCACACAGCAAGAGCUGCCGGCUUGCAAGCCGAUUCUUACUCCAAAAUGGGUUGUCUCUGUUUUCUUCAUCGUCGGGGUCAUCUUUGUUCCCAUUGGUGUUGUUUCACUGCUAGCUGCAAGAGAUGUUGUUGAGAUUAUUGAUCGGUAUGAUGAGGCAUGUGUGCCAGGCAACAUGACUGAUAACAAGCUUGCUUACAUCCAGAAUGAAACCAUAUCCAAAGAGUGCAUAAGGAAUCUUACGGUUACAAAGCAUAUGAAGCAGCCUAUUUUUGUGUAUUAUGAACUCGAUAACUUCUACCAGAACCAUAGGAGGUAUGUAAAGAGCCGAAACGAUGCGCAGCUAAGAGAUGCUAGUAAAGCUAACCAGACAUCCGCUUGUGAACCUGAGAAGACCACAGCUAAUGGGCAACCAAUUGUUCCUUGCGGCCUCAUUGCUUGGAGCUUGUUUAAUGAUACAUAUAAUUUCACUCGUGGUAAUGAGAACUUGACAGUGGACAAGAAAGACAUCUCCUGGAAGAGUGAUAGGGAGCAUAAAUUUGGUAAAGAUGUCUAUCCGAGCAACUUCCAGAAUGGUGCACUUAAAGGUGGAGCAACACUUAACCCAAAGAUCCCGUUGAGUGAGCAAGAGGACCUCAUUGUUUGGAUGCGGACUGCAGCACUUCCUACGUUCAGAAAGUUAUAUGGAAGAAUACACUUUGACCUCAAGGAGAAUGACACAAUAACAGUGAGAUUGAAUAACAACUACAAUACAUAUAGCUUCGGCGGCAAGAAAAAGCUGGUCCUCUCCACUGCAACCUGGCUUGGAGGGAAGAACGAUUUUCUUGGCUUUGCAUACCUUAUAGUUGGUGGGCUCUGCAUUUUCCUGGCAUUUGCAUUCACCUUGCUGUACUUCGUAAAACCAAGCCUAUCAAGUUUAUAG
This is a messenger RNA of Miscanthus lutarioriparius, 1323 nucleotides long. Lineage: Eukaryota; Viridiplantae; Streptophyta; Magnoliopsida; Poales; Poaceae. The record is from the annotation of a GenBank genome assembly.